AUGUUGAAAUCCCUCCCGUUGAGCUUGCUGACGGGACUCGCUCUCCUGGCGAGCCCUAUCCACGCCGGCAACAACAAGGACAAGUAUUACGACUACAUUGUUGUGGGCAGCGGGCCAGGAGGGGGACCACUCGCGAGCAACCUCGCACGAGCCGGCCAUUCCGUUUUGCUAGUCGAGGCCGGCGACGACCAGAGCAUGAACGUCAACUCGGAGAUUAUUUCGUUCUUUGGUUUUGCCUAUACCGAUCCGACGCUCCGGUGGGACUUCUUCGUCCGGAACUUUGCAAACGAGACACAGAAUCUCCAACACAACCACUUGACGUGGCGCCGCCCCGAUGGCAGUUUCUAUGUCGGCCGCGCUCCGCCUGCUGGCUCGACGCUGCUGGGCAUCCACUAUCCGCGCGGUGGAACACUUGGAGGUAGCUCGACUAUCAACGCCAUGUCGACCAUGUACCCGAGCGAGAGUGACUGGCAGAAUGUCGUGGAUUUAACACGAGACACCACGUGGAGCCCGUCACACAUGCGAGACAUUUUCAUGCGCGUAGAAAACAACCAUUAUUUGACCCCUGGAACGUCGGGCCACGGGUUCAACGGCUACCUUGACACCAUCAUGAGCAACGAGUCUGUUUGGGCCGGGCAAGACGACCUCUUGACCGUUCUGGGAACGGCGUCCGGGCAUUUGGGUCAGAGUCCGGCCGAUAUUACCAGCAAUCUGCUUGCGGAUCCCAACUUCCUCGGACCGGCUCGCGACCAGAUACAGGGCGUCUUUGGCUGCGCUCUGCAUGCGGAUCUGGCAAUGCGGCGCUUCAGCUCUCGCGACUACAUCCUCGAGACCGCCAACGCAGUCAAGCCCAACGGACAGAAGAAGUACCAGCUGGCAUUGCAGCUUAACACUCUUGCCACGAAAGUACUAUUCACAGACCUCAAUCAUCCACGGAAGACACCCAGGGCAACUGGCAUCGAGUUCCUCCAGGGCCAGAGUGUUUACGGGGCAGACCCCCGCCGCAAUGCGUCUCAUCAAGGGUCGCCAGGACGGGCCUUCGCACGCAAGGAGGUCAUCCUCUCGGGCGGCGCGUUUAACUCGCCUCAACUCUUGAAGCUGUCCGGGAUUGGACCGGCAGACGAGCUGGCCAAGUUCAACAUCAGCACAGUGGUCGACUUGCCUGGCGUUGGCACGAACCUGCAGGACAUUUACGAGGUCCCUGUCGUCGGCCAUGCUGCCAGAAACUUCACGCAGCCGACACCAAACCCCAGCGACCCCAUUUGCACUUACGGAGCGCCGGGCGAUCCAUGUGUCGAACUCUGGAGGCAGGGCCGAGGACCCUACAUGAGGGGAGCAACGCUCAACUCCAUAUUUCGCAAGAGCGCGUUUCCUGCCUUAUCGGAACGCGACUUCUUUCUCGUCGGCGGGAAUUUCGCGCUCAGGGGCUUCUGGCCGCCCACCGACUCGAUACCUCCUGACCCUCCAUCCAUGUUCGGCUUUUCCACCGUCAAGAUCAACCCGCAAAGCCGGUCCGGCACCGUGUUGCUGCGGAGCGCGGAUCCCCGAGACACACCAGACAUAAACUUUCACUUGUUCGAGGAAGACAACGCCGGCACGGCAUUCGACUUCAACGCCGAGCUGGACACGGUCAAGUGGGCACGCCGGGUGUUUGCCGACGUUCCUGCACCGCUCGGUCCCAUCCGACCGGUUGAGCCCCCUUGCCCAGGUCCGCCGGCUGCGGACGGCACUUGCGACGACCAGACGGACAAGGACUGGAUCAGGAAUCAGAUCUUUGGUCACCACCCGACCAGCACGUGCGCCAUCGGUGCUGACAGCGAUCAGAUGGCUGUGUUGGACUCCAAGUUCCGAGUUCGCGGCGUCAGGGGCCUCCGAGUCGUGGAUGCGAGUGCUUUCCCCCGCGUCCCCGGUGCCUUCCCGGUCUUGCCGACGUUUAUGCUGAGUGAGAAGGCCACUGAGAGUGUACUGGAGGAUGCCAAGCUUUGGUAA
Molecule: messenger RNA, 1989 nt
Organism: Parathielavia appendiculata
Lineage: Eukaryota; Fungi; Ascomycota; Sordariomycetes; Sordariales; Chaetomiaceae
Product: GMC oxidoreductase
Exons: 2
Coding region: 1-1989 (662 amino acids)
Molecular function (GO): oxidoreductase activity, acting on CH-OH group of donors; flavin adenine dinucleotide binding
Source: RefSeq, a predicted model, not a curated record